Molecule: messenger RNA, 1067 nt
Organism: Poecilia latipinna (sailfin molly)
Lineage: Eukaryota; Metazoa; Chordata; Actinopteri; Cyprinodontiformes; Poeciliidae
Product: olfactory receptor 6C4-like
Exons: 2
Coding region: 33-1001 (322 amino acids)
Biological process (GO): detection of chemical stimulus involved in sensory perception of smell; G protein-coupled receptor signaling pathway
Cellular component (GO): membrane
Molecular function (GO): G protein-coupled receptor activity; odorant binding; olfactory receptor activity
Source: RefSeq, a predicted model, not a curated record
UUGUCGAAGUAGAAAAGACUUGAAGCGAGUAGAUGGAACUUUUCAAUCCAGCUCUUGAGGAAAACAUCACCUUUGUCCGUCCUGCAUAUUUUAUCAUAACAGGUUUUAUUGGCAUUCCUAACGUGAACUUCUACUUUGUCUUUCUGUUGUUUGUUUAUGUUCUUUCAGUGGUAGGAAAUGGAACUGUGUUGACUCUCAUAAUUGUGGAUCAUACUCUGAAAGGUCCGAAAUACGUUGCAGUUUUCAGUCUCGCUCUAACUGACAUCUUAAGCAGCACAGCUUUUUUACCAAAAAUCAUUGACAUCUUCCUUUUCAAUCAUCGCUAUAUUUCGUACAAUGAAUGCUUGACCUUCAUGUUUUUUGGCUUUACACUACCUGCAAUGCAAUCCUUUAACCUGGUGGCACUGUCUUAUGAUAGACUGAUGGCGAUCAUGUACCCUCUGCACUACCAAGUGAAAGUGACCCAAAGGUUUAUGAUCAAUUUGAUCGCCUUUUUGUGGAUUUUUUCCAUCACUCUUAUCCUCAUUCUUGUUGGCUUCAUCACAAGAUUGUCAUUCUGUAAGUCUGUGGUUAUUAACAGCUACUUCUGUGACCAUGGCCCUGUGUACAGACUGGGCUGUAACGAUGUUUCCCCCAGCCGUGUAAUUGGUGUUUUGUGUCCCGUUAUUAUGCUUUGGCUUCCUCUAGCAUUUAUCCUAGCAACUUACUGCUGUAUUGUUUAUGCUUUGUCAAAAAUUUCAACAGCGCAGGAACGAAGAAAGGCUUUUAAGACUUGCACAGGACAUCUUUCAUUAGUGACCAUUUAUUUUCUCCCCGUUUCUCUUGUUUUUGGCAUAGGUGCAGAGAUACAUCCAAAUGCCAGGAUCAUUAACCUGUCUUUGACCUCAGUAUUCCCACCCAUGUUGAACCCAAUUGUUUAUGUUUUACAUACACAAGAAAUUCGAUUAUCAAUUAAAAGAAUACUAAAAUUUACACAGCGAGACAAAGUUAUGGCUAAGUGAGAUCCAGUUACAUUAUUAUGUAAACAUGUAAAUGCUGUACAUUUUAUCAUGAUUGCAUGUGAGACA